This is a messenger RNA of Cantharellus anzutake, 2112 nucleotides long. RefSeq names its product adrenoleukodystrophy protein. Bases 1 to 2112 code for a protein of 703 amino acids. Gene Ontology annotation, molecular function: ATP hydrolysis activity; ABC-type transporter activity; long-chain fatty acid transmembrane transporter activity. NCBI's taxonomy places the organism in Eukaryota, Fungi, Basidiomycota, Agaricomycetes, Cantharellales, Hydnaceae. The transcript is spliced from 18 exons. The record is from RefSeq and is a predicted model, not a curated record. Gene Ontology annotation, biological process: very long-chain fatty acid catabolic process; long-chain fatty acid import into peroxisome; peroxisome organization. Gene Ontology annotation, cellular component: peroxisomal membrane.
AUGUCCAAAGCAUAUUCAGGGAGAUUGGGAAUAGCAAGAGCGUUUUCGGGAUAUUAUCUCCGUAACCGGCCGGUGAUCCAGCGGAUUCUCACUGGAGCGCUAACGCUGUACAUUGCGGGGACACUAACCGUGGGCCUUCGUUCUGGGUCAUCCGCGUCAAGAGCUGGAUCAACUAGGAGACGAUCCAGAGGCGAUGCUAGUGGGAAGGAUGGAAAAUCAGAAAAAGUCGAGAUCGAUGCCGUCUUCUACGAAAGACUCAAAACACUGUUGCGCAUAGUCAUACCAGGGAUAAGAUCGAGAGAAGCCAUGCUACUUCUCAUGCACACUAGUUUCCUGGUUUUUCGAACAAUGCUGUCGUUAUACGUCGCUGACCUCGAUGGAAAAAUCGUAGCUGCACUAGUGCGAGCGCAAGGCAAGCAAUUUCUGCUCAGAAUUCUACACUGGCUCCUCAUCGCCGUCCCGGCUACCUACACAAACAGCAUGCUCCAAUUCAUCCAAAGUAAACUCGCAAUGGCGUAUCGUACGCGACUCACCAAGGAAGUAUUCAACAUGUAUUUCGGUCAGGAUGGCGAGGAAGAUAAAGUUUUCUACAAAAUGGCCAACCUAGACGACAGAAUAAAAAACGCUGACCAACUAAUCACCGUCGAUCUUCAUCGCUUCUCAUUCCACCUGGCAGAGAUCUAUUCCAACCUUGCUAAGCCAGUGCUGGAUGUCAUUCUAUAUAAUGUGCAAUUGUCAAGAAAUAUUGGUGCGGAAGGGUUGUUCGCCCUGACGAUUUUAGUUCAAGGGUCCGCAACUCUCUUACGAGCACUUACUCCAUCAUUUGGUAAUUAUGCGGCACAAGAAGCAGCCCUUACAGGUGCACUCCGACAUUCUCAUUCUCGAUUGCUCGAAGCAUCAGAGGAGGUCGCUUUCUACGGUGGCGAAGAGACGGAGAAAUACCUCAUUGAGCGAGACUACUACGGUUUAAUCAAACAUCUCAACCGUACGCUGCGGUUACGACUUGCGCACGGCAUUGCCGAGGAAGGCAUAAUCAAGUGGCUUUGGGGAGCGUUCGGUCUCUGUGUUUGUGCUAUCCCAGUGUUCGUGAAGAUACCUGGUGUUGGCUCUAGCUUCAUCACCAACAGAAGACUACUGAUAUCCAGUUCUGACGCAUUUGGUCGUGUGAUGUAUUCCUACAAGGGCGAAACUAUCGGAGUUGGCGGCUAUACGGCUCGAAUGGCUCUACUUCUCGACACAAUGAAGGAUGUGAAGCAGGGUAAAUUCGAGAAAGCAUUGGUUAGCAGUUCCGAUAUUGCAGAGAAUGCCAAAGUCCUCUCUGGGCGAGGGACGGUGAUCGAGUCUGAAGAUGACGACAUCCAACUUACUGACGUUCCUAUCGUAAGCCCGAAUGGUGACAUUCUUGUUCGCAAGUUGUCGAUGCAUGUCAAGCGUGGGCAACAUCUUUUGAUUGUUGGACCUAAUGGCUGCGGCAAGUCAUCACUAUUCCGAAUCCUUGGGGGCCUGUGGCCUGUAUAUGGCGGCACUGUGCGCAAACCACCUGCAAGGGAGUUUACAUACAUCCCACAACGGCCCUAUCUCUCGAUGGGCACACUCCGGGACCAAAUCAUCUAUCCGCACUCGAAAGAACAGAUGUUGGCUCGCGGAAAGACGGAUAGAGACCUACUUGCGGUGCUUGCCGUUGUACAGAUGGAGCAUAUCGUCGAACGCGAAGGUGGAUGGGAUAGCACGCGAGAUUGGAAAGAUGCACUAAGUGGAGGAGAUAAACAGAGAAUUGCCAUGGCGAGAUUAUUCUAUCAUGAGCCGAAAUAUGCCAUCUUGGAUGAGUGCACGUCUGCUGUUGAUUUUGAGAUCGAACGUAUCAUGUUCGAGUAUGCUACGGAACGGAACAUCACUCUAUUAACUGUUUCGCAUCGACCAUCACUGUGGCAAUACCAUCAAAUGAUCCUGCAGUUUGACGGGCAGGGCAACUAUGUUUUUACGGAGCUCGAAGCUGGCAAGAGGCUAGCUUUGCAAGAGGAGAAGCAAGCGUUGGAGGCUAAAUUGCUUGAAGUACCCAAGCUCAAGGCGCGUCUGGAGGAGCUUAAGGCUCUUCGCUCUCCAGUGCUUUGA